This is a messenger RNA of Rhipicephalus sanguineus (brown dog tick), 3237 nucleotides long. Its product is annotated as serine hydrolase-like protein. The record is from RefSeq and is a predicted model, not a curated record. NCBI's taxonomy places the organism in Eukaryota, Metazoa, Arthropoda, Arachnida, Ixodida, Ixodidae. Bases 263 to 1216 code for a protein of 317 amino acids. The transcript is spliced from 4 exons.
GUAAGCUCACUCGCGGUUUUCUGCUAGCGAUGCGCUCUUCUUUCACAUUAUCUUUUUUUUUUUUUCCAAGGCCGUUUCUUCAGUUGAUUUGCAACGUUCACGCGAGUUUCUCUACUCAGUGCGGCACACCCAUUAAUCCAUUAAUCCGAGCAGUCGCUGACAAACCAACGUGUGUUAGUUGCGGCAGCUGGGACGUGUCUGCACGAUGCUGGCCUCACUUUAAGAAAGUCACACUGUAAGGAGAUCCUCGCUGCUUUUCAGUAUGUUUCGAAUAACAGCUGCUUUGAGUUCCCCAAGGCAACUGAGGCGGGUGCCCCUCAGGUCUCUGUUUAUUACUCAGUGCCGUACUGCCACCAGUGACGUCCCAGUUGUGGAACGCGAGGCCCGAGAACUGCUGAUUCCCGUUCCGCAUGGGCACCUGGCUGCUAAGCAGUGGCUGCCAACGUCGGCUGAGGACCCAAGACGACGUGUUCUCCUGGUUCAUGGUUACCUGGACAAUGCUGGGAGCUUUGACCCCCUCGUGCCGUGGCUUGACCCUCGAUGGCAUGCUGUGGCCCCGGACUUAACGGGCCAUGGCCUGUCUUCACACUUACCCAAUGGGACACCGUAUAUUUCAAUGCAAUUCUGGCUCGACAUAGCACGUACAGUUGACCACCUUGGCUGGAGUCAAUUCUCCAUGAUUGGACACAGUAUAGGAGGUCAGGCGGGCUUGCACUAUGGUAACCUCUUUCCUGAUAGGGUACAAAAUUUGGUGAUGAUUGAUGCCUUGGCCCCUAUGUUUGAGCAACCUAGCAAAGUAUCGCGUAGCAUAAGAGAAAUGUUAGAGGGCACAUGGCGACUUGAUCAGAAGGAUCUCAGCAAGCCACCUGUUUACACAGAGGAAGAAGUGAUAAAGCUUUACAGGCAUAGCCUGGUUCCGGGCUACCUUCCUGACAACAUUAGAACAUUAAUGAAACGCGGUUGCAAGCCUGCUGGGGACGGUCGUUACAUCAUGACCAAGGACGCUCGGCUCAGGUACAUCCAGUGGACUCGGAUUGACAGUAGUGCUCUGAAGAAGUACUACAGUGGCUACACCAACAACCUACUGGUACUGAUGGCCAUUCCUGGCUUCGGAACGACGUCUGCAAAGCACAAGAUACUGGCCGAUGCCUGUGCAGCAAAGCUGCCGCAAGUUUCAGGUUGUUCAGGUAGAGGGCAACCACCACUGUGCACAUGACUUAUCCAGAUGCGGUUGCUAGUCACAUACGACCCUUUUUAGAUCCACUCUGAUGUGUAUAAGUAAUACAAUAGCCUUGUUUUAGUAAAACUUGUUGUUGGAGUAAUGGACGCCCUUUUCUGUUCUGUCUUAAAUUCAUCCUCGAUGGUACACGUCUAUUUUUGUAUUUCAGUAAGCCUUGUUUUCUUUCGUAUAUGCCUUAUCUUCCCAGGCAGCCAAGGUGAUAAUUUUUUUCUCGGUGUUGAAGCAUGUGUUUUACCAAUGCUACACAUUUUGAGUGAUGUCAUUUGUACCUUCAAGGUGGCUGUGUUACGUUCGCUGCAGUUAUUUGCUGAGUCUGUAAGGGCAUUUGAUAUUCUUGCAAUGACUGAAGUUCACUAUGAGUUUGAACUAAAGUGUCCCAAAUAUAAAACAAAAGCUAACAGGCAAAAUGCGCUUAUCUAGGAUGAGCACGAAUAGGUAACUCUUAUUUCGCAUGAGGUACUAUUCAUGGCCACUUUUGCAUUCCUUUUUGUGUUGUUAUACCUUUUUUUGUGCUGCUUUACUUCCUUGAGUUUAUCACAACUACUAUUCUUGAACAAAAUUAGUCAUUUUUGUGCUUUGUAUACUGAAAAUGUGGUUUGUAUAACCUUACCGCAGAAAGAACACAUCGCUUCAUUAUUGAGUGCUUAAGAAGCUUGAUCUAAGUGAUAUUCAAGGUGGAUCUUCUGGGCAUUUUCAUAGAAGGCAUGCGAAUUUAUAGGUUAAGAAUAUUGCUGAAACUCAAAUGUUCUUUCAUACCUAUGUGAUGUAGUGCAUUAAUGCUAGGCAAAGUGGAAGGCAAGCGAAAACAAGGUCUUCCGUGCACAAGAUGGUUUGGUGGUAUUCUUCGAGACACAGACAUAUGUCAGGGUGAACUUACAGAACUAGUAAUUAAUAGAUCUUAACAAUGUUAAUGCACUCACGGUGUAACCAGAAGGGGUCAGUUAUUCUAUGGCUCCUAACAACAUCAUCUUUCAUUAUAGGGAACAGAAAUUUAAUGAGAUCUUGUAGUACUGAUGCCACUGGUGAUCAGGACCACUAAAAAUGUUGCUUACACAGUUUUUCAGUGAAAACUUAGAAUAACUCGGCUUCAGUGAAGCAAUGCAUUUCAAUGUGGCAUUAUCCAUUUGAUCAAACGUUAGUGCUGCAAAAUGCAUGUUAAUGGCUCUGCAUGAACAAAUUUAUUCGGUCAUAGAAAAGUACGUUCCACUUUUAAGCCUACUGCCUUUAAUGCUCUUGGUGUCUUUGAAAGCCUCAAAAUUUUGUUUGCUUCUGCUACACUCCACUUUUUAAUGAAGGAAGGGAUGAUCUACUGCUCCAUGUCUUUAGCCUCCAAUGUGGGAGGUACUGGGUUCAAUUCCCUGUGCCGCCAUGCACCCACCGGUUUUUCUUUAUGAGGAGAGAGGUACACCAACCUGGUGCUCGGUGUUGUGGGUACUCAUUUCUCAAGGAACUGACCCUUUUCACUCACUUCUUUCGCUCCCCUUUCUCUUCCUACGACGCUGUGCUGUGCUCCUUUAUGGGUUGCAAAACAAAAUGUUUUUUUCCUCUCCUCAAACCAUCUAUACUACUGUCUUUAAACAUGUGCACUAAAGAUGCAUUCGUAAAUUAUGCAAUUGCAAAACAGCCAUUCGCACCAUAAAGGGAGGUUUGUGAACCAGACAAGACCUAAAAACAAAACACCUGUGCAGCUUCGACAUCCGUGUACCAGCUGAUCAUAACGGGAAUUUGGAUGGUGUCAGCACAGUUACAGUCUAAUGUUUAUCAGUAACCAAAGUCUAUUUUGUAUAUGAAGAUUUAGGACCUAGAAACUAGUUGUCCCUGCACCAUAACAGCCUCAAUAUUUUGAUAAAAUAUCUUGUAAUCUGCUAUGUCACCCAUACAUGCCUGUUCUGAGAUUUCGUUGGGAUAAAAUAUUUGAAAAGCUGCGAUGUGAUACAUACGUGCCUAUGUUGAUAUUUCCUCACAAAUUAAUAAAUGGAAUCUUGAGAAAAGACAAA